Molecule: messenger RNA, 1218 nt
Organism: Rhopilema esculentum
Lineage: Eukaryota; Metazoa; Cnidaria; Scyphozoa; Rhizostomeae; Rhizostomatidae
Source: RefSeq, a predicted model, not a curated record
GAACGUAAAAAUUACACACACUGUAAUUCUACAUAGUAGCGUGAAAAAUACAUGUGGUGUAAUUUGUAGAUAACUCCCUAUUGAAAUUGCAUAUAUUUGAAAAAGAGGCUACCAGUUAAAGGUUACAGGCCAUUUUGUUCUGCGGCCAUUGUUGAAUAUCGAAACAAAAUGGAUUUUAGCUUGUGUCUUUCGGAUCAUUCAGAGGGAGAGAAUGAAUGUGGCGAAGAUGCGCAAAAUAACGGUCCUCAGACAAGUGGAGCAAUUACUAAGGCUUGUACACAUUGUGGAGCUUCAAUGCCAAUCGCCGUCAAAGAAUGUUCCAGCUGCAAGUCUUUAAUACAAGCAAAGCCAAAGAAACAGCCACAGAAGAUAAAAUCUAAAAACACCUCAAGAUUGAGGGGUUACAUUAAAAAAUAUGCAGAUACUUUGCGAGAAAAUGUUGGCUCACAUGUAAUUGUUUUGUAUGCAUCAACGCACACGAGACUGUCAAAAAGUGGCACUGAGACCAAGGUGUACAACAUAAACACUUAUGCCACAGAAGGGUUUGCAAGGAGAUUUAUUGGUGAAGGAGGAAGAAGUGAUAGGCCAGAAGCUGGAAAAAAAGUCAUUAGCCUCCUGGAAGUGAUGCUAAAAAACGAGAGUGCCUCUGAACCACAACCUGACAUUUGUGUAACGAAUGAACACUCCGGACUUUUGGAAGAAGAUGCGGUGGAGCCAUCCUUCCAAAAGGUAGCAGGAGACGCAAAGAUGGAAGACGUGGUCCAACAGGAAGUCGAGUAUGAAGUCGAAAAUGAAUUCCGAGUUCAUGCGGAAGAUGAAGCCAGAAAUGAGGACGAAAAUCCUGCAAUAGGGCUUCAAAGGGAAUUUCAAUGGGUAGCUGAACGUAACCCUCCCUUGGCUCCAAGUACCCUGUAUACAAAGCCUCCUCUAAAAAGGAAACUUGAAAAAGAUGAAGCAGAUCGUCUUUGGAAAAAAUAUAAAGAAAGUCGUGCUUAUAUAUAUUGGCCGACCUUUUCCGGAAAUAGCAAGAAAGACAUGUGGGGAGGCAAGUUCUGGGAGUGCACAUUUGGCAAGGAAACGCAAAAAACAGUGGAAGUACUUUACAGUGGCAAUUAUGAAGAUGAUUCCGGUGCAAAAAAGUAUGAAGCUUUGGGACAGUGUAAUGUCAUUGUAUCGAAGCAUAGCCUGUUAAAGGACUGGACAAUCAAGUUGGCAUAG